UUCCAAUUCUUUUUUUUUUUGAUUAUUCUCCCAACAUUUAUUCCUAUUUUGGGAGCACUUUUUUGUAGAAUAAAUAAAAUAAUUCAAAAUUGGAUAAGCUAAAAAUUGAUUUAAUUUUCCAUAAAAUUUGUUUUAAAAUUAAAUAUUAAAUCAAGUUUUUUUGGUCAAUUUUAUUUGGUAUAUUUACUUAUUUUGUUUUCAAUUUGUUGCGAAAAAUGAAUCGUGUUUUAAAUUAUUUUGCACCUAGAAAUUCAUUUAUUGCUGAAAGAAUUCGUUUUGGUGAGAAUUUUCGUGAAAUGAAAGUUUAUUGGACAGCUUUUGCUCCAAUGAGUGAGGGAACGGAAAAAUUUGUGGAAAAUUAUUUGCCAAUAAUUAGAGAGAACAAUCCUCAAAUUAAAUUUACGUUACAGAGGGGUUAUGUUAAUGUUGAUCCGUGGCUUAUUGGAAUUUUUGAAUUUGAGCGUAAAAGAAUUCAUCGUCUCUGCUGGAAAGAUCCUUGCCAAAUUUUGACGAUGGUAGAACAAUUUGCUGAGGGUGGAGAUUACCGAUCAAGUUUUCGCUGCAAAGUUGCCACAAUUCUCCCUCGUGGCCUUCAAAUUUGGGACUGUGAAACUAAAGGUCACGACAUAUUUACUGUCUAUAGUAAAUGGAAAGCUGACCCUCCUGAUCCAAAUUUAUUAACUUCUGCCACACAUCCACAUUUGUGUUAUAGAGGGGUUAGAACACACAGAAAGAAACCUAGAAAAGUUAAACAAUACAAAAAAUAA
Meloidogyne enterolobii is the source of this 767-nucleotide messenger RNA. The record is from the annotation of a GenBank genome assembly. NCBI's taxonomy places the organism in Eukaryota, Metazoa, Nematoda, Chromadorea, Rhabditida, Meloidogynidae.